This is a messenger RNA of Paramecium pentaurelia, 603 nucleotides long. The record is from the annotation of a GenBank genome assembly. NCBI's taxonomy places the organism in Eukaryota, Ciliophora, Oligohymenophorea, Peniculida, Parameciidae.
AUGCACAGCCAAUCAAAAUUUGAGUUUAUCGAUUCUUAAACAAAGUAUAUAAUAGUUUUUAAUGCAUAAAAAUAAAUUAACAACAAAAUGGUAAAGUAUGAAUAAUAUAUGUUAGAGUGGCAUAGCAAAGAGUGCAAAAGGCGGAAAAGGUGGAAAAGGUGGAAAAGGAGGAAAAUUUGGCUAAGGCAAGAAUAAGAAAGCACCAUAAUCUAGGUCUUUGAAGGCAGGACUUUAAGUAGAAAAUGAAUCAAUUAUAAGUUCCCUGUUGGUCGUAUUCAUAGAUAUUUGAAGUAAAGAGUAUCUGCCAAAAACAGAGUAGGAACAACAUCAGCUGUUUACACAUCAGCAAUUUUAGAAUAUCUGACAGCAGAAGUUCUUGAAUUAGCUGGAAAUGCUUCAAAAGACUUUAAAGGUAAUUCAAAUUAUUAAUUUUAAUCAUAGUGAGAAGAAUUACACCAAGACAUCUUUAAUUAGCUAUUAGAGGUGAUGAAGAACUAGAUAUUCUCAUUAGAGCUACUAUUGCAGGUGGUGGUGUGAUCCCCCAUAUUCACAAAGCUUUGUUAGGCAAAUAAACACCAGAAGGAGGUAUUCCAAAGGAAUGAU